This is a messenger RNA of Pollicipes pollicipes, 5005 nucleotides long. Its product is annotated as calpain-D. Gene Ontology annotation, biological process: proteolysis. Gene Ontology annotation, molecular function: calcium-dependent cysteine-type endopeptidase activity. Bases 1 to 2091 code for a protein of 696 amino acids. The transcript has 14 exons. NCBI's taxonomy places the organism in Eukaryota, Metazoa, Arthropoda, Thecostraca, Pollicipedomorpha, Pollicipedidae. Gene Ontology annotation, cellular component: cytoplasm. The record is from RefSeq and is a predicted model, not a curated record.
AUGGAUAGACAGGUGGAACCGGCCGGCGGGGAUCUGGCGCGCUCGCCCAAACGCCAGAACUCUAGCCUCUACGACCGGGUGCGGAGCAAGCUGUGCCGCUCGCUCAGCAGCGGCUCGACGCUCGAAGCCGACUUCCAGUACCUGCCGGGCCAGGCGACCGCCGAGCCGCAGGCCGGAUGUUGCGGCGCGCCACGCGCCGGCCCAGCCUCACCGGAGCCGACCGAGCCGGCGGCGGCGCGGCGCGAGAGCGAGCUCGAGUCAGACCUACGUGCCUGGGAGGAGCAGGGCGCCCGCCAGACGUGGAAACGCAUCGUCGAGUUCUGCAAACAGGACGGCGAGCCAUUCGUGGACGACUCGUUCCCGCCAGCUGUACGCAGUCUGUACUACGCUGGCUCCGAGGGCGGCGAGCGGCCAGACGUGCAGUGGCUGCGGCCGCGCCAGAUCCGGGCCGAGAGCGCCGCGUCGCGCUGGACCGUGUUCCGCCGGCCGCAGCCUUCCCACAUACAGCAGGGCAUUUUGGGCAACUGCUGGCUGCUGAGCGCGCUGGCCGUACUGGCCGAACGCGAGGAUCUCGUGCAGAAUGUGAUGGUCACCAAGGAGUUCUGCGAGCAGGGUGUCUAUCAGGUUCGGCUCUGUAAGGACGGCCAGUGGCAGACGGUGCUCGUCGAUGACCUGCUGCCCUGCGACGCCAAGGGCCGCCUCGUCUACUCCCGGACCAAGCACCGCCAGCUGUGGGUGCCGCUGAUCGAGAAGGCCGUGGCCAAGGUGCACGGCUGUUACGAGGCGCUGGUGUCGGGCCGGGCCACCGAGGGCCUGGCCACGCUCACCGGGGCCCCCUGUGACAGCAUCGCGCUUCAGGUGUCCUCGGUGCCGUGCGAGGCCGAGGAGCUGGACCGCGAGCUGAUCUGGGCCCAGCUGCUGAGCUCGCGCGCCGCUGGCUUCCUGAUGGGCGCCUCAUGCGGCGGCGGCAACAUGAAGGUGGUCGACGCAGACUUCAAGAAGAUGGGACUGCGGCCUCGCCACGCGUACUCGGUGCUGGACGUGCGGGAGGCGGCCGGCUACCGGCUGCUGCGGCUGCGCAACCCAUGGGGCCACUUCUCGUGGUGCGGCGAGUGGAGCGACGCCUCCGCCAGCUGGACGCCCGAGCUGCGCGCCGCCCUGCGCACCAGCGCCGACGGCGACGGCGGCGGCGUCUUCUGGAUCAGCUACGACGACCUGCUGAGGUACUUCGACUGUAUCGACAUCUGCAAGGUCCGGCACGACUGGCACGAGGUCCGGCUCACCGGGUGGCUGCCGCCGCUCAGCUCCGCGCGCCACCUGUCGGCCUACCUGCUGACUGUGCCGGAGCCGGCCGAGGUGGAGCUGACGCUGUUCCAGCAGGGGCAGCGCAACUCCAAGAAGGCGGCCCGGCUCCAGCUGGACCUGUGCGUGGCCGUGUUCCGGGCGCCGGCGCGGCCGCCGUACACGCCCGGUGCGCUGGUGCAGCACUCGCGGCGACAGGUCCGCGGCUUCGUCGGGUGCAACGCCAUGCUCGAGCCGGGAAACUACCUGGUCUGCUGCCUGGCGUUCAACCACUGGCAGACGGUUGCGGCCGGCUCCGAGGAGCAGUACCCGCGCCACGUGCUGGCGCUGCACGCCGGCCGCCACCUGGCCGUGGAGCGCGCGCCGGCCGAGCCGCACCAGCUGGCGGAUGCUAUCGUGCAGCUGACGCUGGCUCGCGGACAGCGACACGAGGGCCGCGAGGGAAUGACGACCUACUACCUGACCAAGGGCUGGGCCGGCCUGGUGGUCAUGGUGGAGAAUCGCCACCCGGACCGCCACAUCCAGGUGACGUGCGACUGCAGCAACAGCUACAACGUGGUGUCGACGCGGGCCGAGCUGCGCACGGCCGAUGCCGUGCCGCCGCUGCACCGGCAGGUGAUCAUAGUGCUGACUCAGCUGGAGGGCAGCGGCGGCUUCUCCAUCACGCACCGGCUCACCCACCGCGUCUCUUUGUCGGCCGGCCUGGCCGACUGGGGCCCGGCCGGCGCCGCCCACGUGCCAGCCAUAGGCCCUGACGUGGUCGGCCUGCACGGGCCGCGGCCAAUCUGAGGGCGGGUCAGGUCAGGUCAGGGUGCGACGGACGCGGGACAGGCCGGAGUUCUGAGAUGUAGCUGAUUCUUUCGGUCUGACCGCGUAAGGCCCGGUCCAGUCAGGCUCGCCCGGGCAGACCAAGGGCAGACCAGACCAGACCAGACCAGACCAGACCGGACCGAGGGUCUGAUCGGCCUUGACGGCCCGACGCCGUCCUCUCAGCUCUCAGGGAGUGCGUAGUCGUCGGGUAGUGGCGCCAGCCGUCCUGUAGGUAGACGCAGAAGCUGCCGCGGCGGAGGCCGAGCCCCGCGGCGUGGCGCUGCGCCCGCCGCCGGGAUGCGGGGCGGGCGCUCUGCUCUGUAUCGGUCGUGAACGAGGCUGGGAUUCUGCUCUGCCAGCCGGCUUCAGCGCGCGGUCAGUGUGUGUAGGCAGAUGACAUGAGCCUGUGAGGAGAAGCAAUGGUGUUGCACCGAAGAUUGUAGGAUAUGAAUUGAGACCACCGCUAUUUGCAUGUGAUGUAUGUGUUGCGUUUGUAUGUCGUCCCAUUUAUAUCGCCUUUAUGCGUGUGUGCUGAUCAGACGUGCUCAAGAGAGCUGACAGGUUAGGGUAUGGAAGUCAGGUCCAGCAGUCUAGUGACGCCUUGGGGUCCUUGCUAAAGGUACUAACUCCCGUAAGGUAUGUGAACUGCGAAAGGUACGGACUUAAGGUAUGCGAAUUGUAGGCGUUUCGUCCAAUCCAGUAUUAAGCGAUUAUUAGUGGAUGGUGUGAUUACGCAGUUUAUCUUACUGAUUCAUGUUUGAUGGAAGGCUGUAUCCACCUGAAGCAGCGACGCACCGAACUAUCUCACCGAGGCUAUAUGGUUGUGUUUUGUUAGCAGUGUUCCCGCAGUGCACAUUGCUGUUGUCACGAUCCAGGAUUCGUUGCGUAUCGUUGUCUCACGUUGUGAUGACGCUUGACGUUCUCCGGCUGUCUAUGUCUGCAUCAUUGUGUGCCAACCCCGCCGCACCGCCAGUCCCUCGCUCACCGGGCCGUGGUGUUUAUCCCGCGCCGUCCGCUGCUGGUGACACCUGUCGGCGCCGCCAGGCUACUGUGCUUCCCAUGGCCGCUGAUGGUGGCGCCACCUGGCACCCGAUGGGCCAUUUUGUUUCCGUCGCCGUUCGCGCGUGCUGCAACCUGUCCCGCGGUUCGGUGUCCGUCGCUCUGCAGGGGCUGACGCCGCUUCUGCCCUCCCGUCCUGCUGCUGCUGGUUCGCGCGUCAGCAGUCCCCAGGGCGACAGCAGUGACAGUGAUUCCCCGUACGUCUGCGACAGCAGCGACAGUGGUCCCCCGUGCGUCUGCGACAGCGAUGACAGUGGUCCCCCGUACGUCUGCGCCCACCAGAGAUCUCGUUCUCCACAUCGCUGGAGGAUCUCAGACGAUGGGGAGGCCACACACACACACAGGCUACACGCGGAUGCGGAUGACAUUUAAGGGACAUGGCGCGGACGGACUGGGUUCGAUACGCCUCGCAGGCUUGCCGGGCGCUUCUACCUCCUUGUGCUUCGCCAUACUGAGGGUUGCGCACGCGUUUUAUUUUGGUCAUGAUGCGCUGUUUAAUGCAUCUCCGUGAUUUACGCCAAGUUCAUGGCCGCUCAUAGUUGCAUCCGUUUGCGCUAAAGCGCAACGUUUCAUCAGCUGAAUGCAUCAUGCAAAUCGGCACCACCAAUCACUACCUGAUUGAUCAGUAUUGCCUCGAGAUAGUCAGCUAUACCACCAAGAUGUAGUUCGGCUUGAUUUUUUUCAAGUGAUUAGUCACAGGCUGUUUCUGUGGCUGCCCCGGCGCCAUUUUGUGGAAGUUUUCGCAUCGCUAAACUGACGUUGCUUAGACUGUGAAAUAGCCGCUACUGCCGUCUGGUCUGGGAUGCGCGAGCGCUGCUUCGGCGGAGAAAUUUGUCAACUUUGAUUUAGAACAGAGUAGCAGGCAGAUAAUCAAAAGCGAAUACGGCUUUGCUCGUCACGCGAUGCUGUCCACGCUCGGAUCCGCCCUGUGGACGCUGGAGCCCCUUGCGUACUGCUGCACUUAGAGCGUAGCGUGACAUGGCAGCGGGUGUCGACCCGCGCCAGCCGAGGCGCCGCCGCCGCCCUCAGCCGCCGUUAGACACGACGGCGCGCCGUCUGGCGCUAGACGAGACGUCGGCCUCGUUGCCGGUGGACCUCGCUCGCGGUGGUGCUCGCGCUGUGGUCGCCGAGAGCCGCGGCGCCGCCGACCUGACCUCGAUUUGGCCAGUAUCUGUUGUGUGUGGGCGCGUCUGGUGACUGCGGCUCGCACGUCGCCGUCGCGGGACGGGGAGGUGCGUGUGUGUGUGUGUGUGUGUGUCACACAGGUCCAGUGGGUCUCCCGGGCCCUCGGACAGGGGCGGGCUGUGAGCCAGCGGGUCUCCUCAACCCCGCCGCGUCACCAACGCUGAGCACCAAUGCCUGCGAGUGGUUAGAUCCCCGUCGCGACGGUAAGGCAUCGGCUGACGCGGCGCUCGCAGCGCGGGCCGCUCGCGGUCCCGACCAGGGGUGGGCGGCGUCAGGGAGCGCAGCCCAGCUGAGAGGCGCCGGGCUGCGCGUCGGCAGCGAGCCGUCCGUCCGUCAUCGAUGGCCUCCGCCGGCACCACGUCAGGGGUGUCAGCCACCGGCGGCCCCGCCCGGCCGCUGCCGACGCCGAGCGUCGCGGGCCGGAGCGUCCUGCUCCCGCCUGCUUCACAGCCGGCGGUGGUGGAUCGCUCCGCGCUGGACGCGGCGGCGACGGCAGCCAGACGGCCGCUGGUGGCUCUGUACACGCUCUGGCUUGGGGCGCCGGCCGAACCGUAUGAAGAAGACGUGGUGUUUGUAUUCUGUCAACCCGUGUGUGUCGUUGGCGAGUACUCUUUUCACCAGUGCGUGUAAUACAUGCCUUUUAUGAAUG